AUGCAGCUCACAGAUAUCCGUGACAACAUCACCUCCCGGCGCAACCGGAUUUUCCUGCUGCUGGAAGAGAUUCGCCGGCUGCGCAUUCAGCAGGAGAUCAAGAAUGCAGAGGAGAGCCGCAACAGAGCAGCAGCAGCCGCCGCACGAGCGAAAUUGGGAGGCCUGCCAGUGGAGGAGGAGGAGGAGAUGCCCGAGUACCCCUCCUCGAUUCCCUUCCUGCCCCCACUUAAAACGGACACUCUAAAGGAGUAUUACAUCACAUUCGCCUUCCUUGUCGCCAGCCUCAUCAUUUUCGGUGGCCUUGUGGCGCCCACUCUGCAACUGCGGCUGGGCAUGGGUGGCACGUCCUAUGAGGACUUUAUCGCCAGCAUGCACCUGCCACGCCAGCUCAGGCAAGUGGAUCCCAUAGUGGCCUUCCUCACAGGGGGGGGGCGUGGGGGUGCUGUCACCAUUGUCCUUUCCGAAUGCUCCUUUCACACCCCUCCUAACAUCCCCUCCCUACUGUCUACUGUCUCAUCACAUGGUGUCUCAACAACACACCCCCGCCAAGUGGAUCCCAUAGUGGCCUCCUUCACAAAGGGAGCUGUGGGGUGGAACUGGCCUCCUUCACAAAAGGGAGCAGUGGGGGUGCUGUCGGCACUGCUCUUUCUGAACACUUGUCGCCUUCCUUUUCCAUCCUCUCAUUACAUCUACCCCUCCCAUGCCAGCCAAGUGGAUUCCAUAGUGGCCUCCUUCACAGGGCGGGCGCCAAGUGUAUCCCAUAGGUGCCUCCUUCACAGGGCGGGCGGUGGGGGUGCUGUCAGCGCUGCUGCUGGUGGUGGAGGUGAUGGUCCCUCCACUGGUGGUCCAUGUCUCCUCCGCUCCCACUCACUCCUCUGCCCCCCAUGCUGCAGCCAAGUGGAUCCCAUAGGUGCCCUCCUUCACAGGGCGGGCGGUGGGGGUGCUGUCAGCGCUGCUGCUGGUGGUGGAGGUGAUGGUCCCUCCACUGAUGGUUCCUGUCUCCUCCGCUCCCACUCACUCCUCUGCCCCCCAUGCUGCAGCCAAGUGGAUCCCAUAGUUGCCCUCCUUUACAGGGCGGGCGGUGGGGGUGCUGUCAGCGCUGCUGGUGGUGGAGGUGCCUCACUGCUCACUGAGGUGGAAGGCAAAUUAGUAACCCUGUCUCCUCCGCUCCCACUCACUCCUCUCCUCCCCAUCCUGCAGCCAAGUGGACCCCAUAGCCGCCUCUUUCACAAGGGAGGCCGUCAAGUGGAUCCCAUAGUCGCCUCCUUCACAGGGGGAGCGGUGGGGGUGCUGUCAGCGCUGCUGGUGGUGGAGGUGAACAACGUGAAGCAGCAGGAGCACAAGCGCUGCAUGUACUGCCAUGGAUCGGCUCAAGGGUCAACGUGGGGGUGUUGUUCAGCGCUGUCUGGUGGUAAGACGGUGAAUAACGUGAAGCAGCAGGAACACAAGCGCUGCAUGUACCUGCCAUGGAUCAGGCUCGCUCAUAUGUAUGCAGCUGGAGGCUACCUGGCCUGUGCGCGCUGCGCUGCCACAGGCUCGCUGAUCGACGUGCAGUUGGAGGGGGAGGGUUCAGCACGAGGAGCAGCCAAUGGGGCGCUUGCAGCGGCAGCUGAGGGAGCAGGAGCAGAGGGAGCAGUUACUGCUGGGCGGCAAGGCAUGAAGGUGGCCAAGCGGUGUCCCAACUGUGCUGGUCUGCGCAAGGUGAUGUGCCCUACUUGCUUGUGCACGGGCAUGGCACUUGCCACAGAGCACGAUCCGCGUAUCAACCCCUUCGAGUGA
This is a messenger RNA of Closterium sp. NIES-65, 1779 nucleotides long. NCBI's taxonomy places the organism in Eukaryota, Viridiplantae, Streptophyta, Zygnematophyceae, Desmidiales, Closteriaceae. The record is from the annotation of a GenBank genome assembly.